This is a messenger RNA of Bicyclus anynana (squinting bush brown), 2901 nucleotides long. It is a transcript of the gene Vps29, whose product is annotated as vacuolar protein sorting-associated protein 29. NCBI's taxonomy places the organism in Eukaryota, Metazoa, Arthropoda, Insecta, Lepidoptera, Nymphalidae. The coding region runs from base 159 to 707 and encodes 182 amino acids. Gene Ontology annotation, biological process: intracellular protein transport; retrograde transport, endosome to Golgi. Gene Ontology annotation, cellular component: retromer complex; endosome. The record is from RefSeq and is a predicted model, not a curated record. The transcript has 4 exons.
AAAUUGUUCUUUCUUUUGGUCAAAGUGGGAGUAAACACUAAAUUAAAUACCUAUUACUUAAAAGAAACCCCAAUUUUAUUUAGAAAUACGAAACAUAAUACAAAUAGGUUAAAAGAACUCCUUGAAAAGUUCAAGCAAGAACAAUAAAAAUCGAUAUAAUGUUGGUACUAGUUCUCGGAGAUCUUCACAUUCCACAUCGCUGCAGCAGUCUGCCGCCUAAAUUCAAGAAGCUCCUGUUGCCGGGCCGUAUACAACACAUACUGUGCACUGGUAAUCUAUGUACCAAGGAGUCUUAUGAUUAUUUGAAGACUUUGGCAAGUGAUGUCCAUGUAGUGAGAGGGGAUUUUGAUGAGAAUUCUACAUACCCUGAACAAAAAGUUAUAACAGUGGGUCAAUUCCGCAUUGGUUUGAUCCAUGGUCACCAAGUGGUUCCAUGGGGUGAUGAAGAGUCCCUCGCCCUUGUGCAGAGGCAACUAGAUGUGGACAUACUUAUAUCUGGUCACACUCAUCGCUUUGAGGCUUACGAGCAUGAGAAUAAGUUCUACAUUAAUCCAGGAUCUGCUACAGGUGCAUACAGUCCACUAUACAGAAAUGGCACACCAUCAUUUGUGUUAAUGGACAUACAGAGUUCAACAGUUGUGACGUAUGUGUACAAAUUACUGGGAGAUGAAGUCAAAGUUGAGAGAAUCGAGUACAAGAAAGCGUAGCCAAAAGAUAUUUAAGAAUCCCUGGACCAUGGUUAUGACAAAACUAUUAGAUCUACAUCUCAUUUGUUUUGUCUUCUGUGAAUAUGGACCAGAAUAAACAUUGAAGGUGCUUAUUGUGACUUGCCAUAUUUUGUGUAGAUGUCACAUAGAGCUUUCAGCUGGCCAAUUCACUAUUAUGGUCUUUAUUAAUAACCUAUGGAAAUGGACAACAAAUCAAUUGACUAAAUGUCAUCUACAUACUUAAUGAUAUCCACCGGAGUAGGCACCGGAUGACAUUUGUAUUUUGUAACCACAGAAUAAAGAAUGAUACAGAAUGAGUCUAUGCAAGAAGUGCGAUGAAGCCAGUGAAACUCAUAAAAACGUCAUAAAACGUCACGCGGCUCCUUCACAUCAGCAUAUACAAACAUUUUUCAUAAUUUGUAUUUUAAGAUAUGAAGUGUUUUCAGAUAGCAUGGGUACGGUGACAGUCCCUUGUAUGAUAUUCAAAAUAAUGUACUAUUAUUGUGAAUCGCGGUAUACUUUCAAGAGUGAUAUGAACUGUCACCCGCACCAUUGUACAAUAAACAAACUGUAACACUUACGUAAACUAAUAUCAUAAUUGACUAAUAAUCAAUAACUUCCUAUAAAAAAUACUCCAUCUUAUUUUUUUAGUUUUUGUGAACAGUUUUUAAAAUAUUUAAAAACAUAUGACACCAUUUUUCUUCAAUAAUAUUGGAAAUUACUGAUGAGACGCUUCGUGUCAUACUGACUCGAAAAUGUAUUUGUAUUUUGAAUGACUGCAUGACUGCCGUGUUCCGUAUGCUCUAUCUGCCUAUUAUUCUUUACUCUAUGUUUGUGUCAUAGUGUGUAGAUAACAUUUUGUCAGUUGGUUUGUCUUAUUUUAAAAUGAAAAAAGGCUAGCAGGUUUAAAUAUGUCUUAGUAUCAAGUCCUUGGUCCAGACCAGUAUGUAUAUUGUUUAUAGUAUUGUCAAACUUCUAGUAAAUACUUCAAGACCAUGUAGGUAUAGUAAAGUUGGUAAGUUUCUGUGACAAAAUUCAUUCUAUGUUCAGAAUUUACUGAAAGUUUGGCACAGCUGGGUUAAUUAAGUAUUCAGCCACAUAUUCACUAGUAAACAAUUAUAUACAAUGUUUUACAUAUAAUACACUUCACACUAAUAUUAUAAAGGCGAAAGUUUGUGUGUGUGAGUGUGUAAGUAUGUUUGUUCCUCUUUUAUGCUGCGGCUACUGAAGCGAUUUGGCUGAAAUUUGGAAUGGAAAUAGAUUUUACUCUGGAUCAACACAUAGGCUACUUUUCAUCCCGAAAAAAUCCAUGGUUCCCGCGCGAUUUGUGAAAAUCUGAAUUCCACGCGGAUGAAGUCGCGGGCGUCCGCUAGUAUUUGUAUAAGUUUAGACACAUGGGUCUUUAGUAUGGAAAUUAUUUAUACUAAUAUUAUGCAGAGGUAAAUAUGUGACGUAGGGGAUCUCUAGAUCUAUUGACCCUAUUUUGAAAAUCCUUUUUUCAUAUUUUAAAUGUGUUUGAAAGACUUUUUCACAUUUAGGUCAGUUCAUCAUUAACAACCUAUACUCGGCUCACUGUUGAGCACGAGUCUCCUCUCAGAAUGAGAGGCCUUAAUCCACCACACUGGCCAAAUACGGAUUGGCAGACUUCACACACAGAAUUGAGACAAUUCUCAGGUUUCCUCAUGAUGUCUUUCCUACACCGUUUGAGACACGUGAUAUUUAUGUUCUUAAAAUGCACGUAACUGAAAAGUUAGAGGUGCAUGCCACGGAUAGGAUUCGAACCUACGUCCUCCGAAUCGAAGGCAGAGGUUAUGUCCACUGGGCUAUCACGUCUCUCUUUAAUUUUAAUAAGUUAACAAAUGAAAAUAUUACAUUUUAAUUUGCUAGCAUUAUAUACCUAUUUGAAACACUGUUUAAUAGUGAAUGUACGGCUUAAGAAUAUCUUAUUAUAAUAUUUCACAUAAUCCUUGUGAUCUGUUAAUUUUAACUUAAUAAGUAGGUAGGUAUAUUUCAGAGCAUUUUAUCAACGUUUUAGUAUGUAAGUACUCGUAUGUAUUUAAUACUUAUGUGUAAAAGCCACGGCAUACUAUUUUGUAUGUUUUUUUUUGGUAAUUAUUUAGUUAACUAAAACAUUUAUUAUGUAAAUCAUGAUGUUAUUAUGUACCUACUGUAUUAAUAAAAAUAUUUGAUUAUA